AUGGUUCCGUCGCCGAUGUUUAUCCCCGACGAUCUCAUCGGCGAGAUCUUCUCCGCUCUUCCAGUAAAAUCUAUUCUUCGAUUCAAAUGCGUUAGCAAGUAUUGCGAUAACCUUAUUUCCGAUCCCGAUUUUGUAAAAUUUCAUCUGAAGAGAUCACCAACAGUAAAUCCGCAUUUCAUACUAAAGACCGAUCACACCAUAAAAAUCCUAUGUGAGUCCCCCUAUGGAAAUGACGAUGAAUAUGACGUGGAUGAAGCUUUCAUUCCCUACUCUGUGAGCAGUUUGAUCGAGAAUCCCUCUUUCUCCGUUGAAGUCGAUCCUUACUACAUGGUGAAAAAUUACGAAUACCGUUUAGUUGGUUCCUGCAAUGGAUUGAUCUGUUUUGUUGGUGAAAAUCUCACAAGCCAGUACUAUGAGUUCUGGCUCCGUUUAUGGAACCCAGCCACCAGAACAAAAUCUUCAAACUUAGGGUUCUUAAGCUUCUUUCAUAAUCGUUCCGGCUCCGUUAAUGAUGGUUAUUACAAAUUCAACUUUGGUUAUGAUGAUUCUACAGGAACUUAUAAGGCAGUGGCCUUGCGCUACAAUAAACGUGAACUGCGAAGUAAUGUUAGAAUUCUAAGUUUGGGUGAAGAUGUUUGGAGAAAUAUUGGAAGUUUCCCUGUUGAUCCUAUGUAUUUGAACUCAGCUUAUCAAACUUCUGACGUUGGUGUGUAUUUCAAAAGCACUAUUAACUGGUUGGCUAUUCGAAAUCGUUUUUCUUAUGAUUCUAACAAUAUCAAGGAUAUUAGUGUUGAACAAUUUGUUAUUGUUUCGCUUGAUUUGAGGACUGAGACAUACAAUCAGUACUUAUUGCCUCGUGAUUUUGAUGAGGUGCCUCCUCUAGCUCCUAUCAUCAGUGUGUUGGGGGAUUGUCUUUGUUUUUCUUAUUGUUACAAGGAAACUGAUUUUGUUAUAUGGAAGAUGAAGAAAUUUGGAGUUCAAGAUUCUUGGACUCAAUUCCUUAAAAUUAGUUUUCACAGUCUUCAAAUUGGUUAUGACUAUAGUGACGAAAAUUUAAAGUACCAUUUUGAAUUGGUUCCGUUAUUUCUUUCUAAGGAUAGUGAUACACUUGUACUUAAAAGCAGUCAAGAAUACCAGGAAAUUCUCUAUAAUUGGAGAAGUAAUAGAGUAGUGCGAACAAAUAUUACUGCAAGAAAAGCUAUUACCGAUGAUAGAACCAUCGAUUUUGUGUCAUGCUCGGCCAUUGGAUAUUUUGAAAGCUUACUUCCAGUGAUUUGA
Messenger RNA from Lathyrus sativus (Indian pea), 1278 nucleotides. Lineage: Eukaryota; Viridiplantae; Streptophyta; Magnoliopsida; Fabales; Fabaceae. The record is from the annotation of a GenBank genome assembly.